GGAUUGUCGUGUGUCGUUUUCUAAAUUUCAAACACCGUGCAAUGAAUGCUCCUUCGCUCUCUGUCUCUACGCUCCUUCAAAACCUUACCUUUUUUUAUUGAGAGAACCUACUAUGUCCACCGUGGAGGCAAGGAGGCUUGCCGUUUUGUGCUCCCAUCUCAACCCGACCCGGUUGCCUCCGGGUCCCCUCUAUUCCCCGGUUUCGGGUUCGGUCUGUGCUUCUGCUUCUGAUGCUGAAACGCGAUUAGCUAAUACCAAAAGGCACAAUUUGGAAGAGGAUUGCAUUUUCUGCAAGAUUAUCCGUGGUGAAUUACCUGCUUUGAAGCUGUACGAAGAUGAUUUUUGCCUAUGCAUAUUGGAUACAAAUCCGCUGUGUCAUGGGCACUCUCUCGUUAUCCCGAAAUGUCAUUUUCCUUCACUGGAUGCUACUCCUCCGUCAGUGGUAGCCGCAAUGUGUUCAAAAGUGCCCUUUAUUAGCACUGCAAUCAUGAAGGCUACUGGCUGCAAUUCUUUCAAUCUGUUGGUUAACAACGGAGCAGCUGCUGGCCAAGUAAUAUUUCAUACUCAUAUCCACAUAAUUCCCCGUAAAGCAUAUGAUUGUUUAUGGGCUUCUGAGAGUUUGCUAAGGCGCCCCCUUAAUUUAGAUGAUGAGAAAGUAUCUCAGCUUGCAGCUCGUAUUCAGGAACAGUUGUUGCUAUCAGAUAUUUGUCAGGAUAGCAAGAAUGAAGAUUUUUGUUCGAGUAAAAGUUAGUUGUGUUGUUGAUGUAUUGUAACUUAUAUUUCAUAUUUUCAUUUAGAGGAAUGGAACAUGCGCAGAAAAAUAGUUUAAUAUAACCCUCAUAUUCAAUAAUUGAGUGAUUGUUUUUUUUUUUUUUUUUUUUCCUUUUCUUUCUAAAGCCAUUGCUUUAAACCCAACCCAAAAUAUCUCAGCUACUAUUUUUUUCUUUUUUCUUUUUCCGAUAUCACUAAUUUAUUGAAUGCAAGGGUUAUGUCAAGUAUUUUUAUAGGCAUGUAUCAUUUCUCUCUCAUGUAUGUGCCCAUGUGUACAGUCAAUUUUUUUUAUUUAUUGGUUAAAUUUUUGAAAAGGGAUUU
This is a messenger RNA of Gastrolobium bilobum, 1092 nucleotides long. Its product is annotated as adenylylsulfatase HINT3. Gene Ontology annotation, biological process: sulfur compound metabolic process; purine ribonucleotide metabolic process. The transcript has 7 exons. The record is from RefSeq and is a predicted model, not a curated record. The coding region runs from base 113 to 751 and encodes 212 amino acids. NCBI's taxonomy places the organism in Eukaryota, Viridiplantae, Streptophyta, Magnoliopsida, Fabales, Fabaceae. Gene Ontology annotation, molecular function: adenylylsulfatase activity.